Torulaspora delbrueckii is the source of this 714-nucleotide messenger RNA. RefSeq names its product Mco32p (gene MCO32). Lineage: Eukaryota; Fungi; Ascomycota; Saccharomycetes; Saccharomycetales; Saccharomycetaceae. The transcript has a single exon. The coding region runs from base 1 to 714 and encodes 237 amino acids. The record is from RefSeq and is a predicted model, not a curated record.
AUGAGAAUCAAACCUGUUUUUAUUCUCCCCUCUACGAAACUUUUCAAGGGCGGAGGCUCAAUAAGAUAUCAGUCUAGCAUUAGACAUGCCAAUUUAGGUGAGAUUUCGGAGUACUUAUUGAAAGUUGGUGUUCCAAAUAUGUUACAGAAAUCCUUGGAAGAUCGAUAUUUGGAUGAGAAUAUAAGGCUACGUUUUCUUCCAACUACGCAUCCGUAUUUCCCCGCGUUACAAGGUAAGACCAAGUACAAGGCCUCACUGAAUGCUAUAAGACUCAUAAGCAACAAACUCAUAUUGAAAAAAAACUGUCAAUUGCAUAUAACAUCUGCGACCACACUAUUACGGGACAAGGAGGAUAAUCGAUAUAAUUGUGUUACACCCUGUGAUAAAUUGGUAAUUAAAUGGCAGAGUUGUUUGCCAGGGGAAAAUAUAAAACACCUUCGUGGUAAAACCACCUCUGUACCUCAGAAUUUGUUAAGCGACUCUACACCACCAAUAGUGGAUUACAUUCUCCAUCCUUCUGGUAAGAAAUUCUCUGGCGAAAUGAUUCGCGAUGAUGGGUCUCUUGUACAAGAAAAUCUGAUAAAUCGUGCAGUGAAAGGAAUUUUCAUAUUUGAAUUUAAUGACGAUAACUCUAGAAUACUGGUACAUACAUUUGAAGAUGUGGAGAUGAUUGAUUAUGACAAAAAAAUACAAACAGGCGCAUUGGCAUGUUAA